AUGCUUCGGUUUAUUUCCAGAGUUCUUGCCUUCUUCCGGAGGAGGGUGGACUCGUCGGAGGCCGAGAGGGAGCAGCAUAUGAGUCUCUUGGAAGGUGGCACCAGGUUGAAAACUGCGCAAGGAGUUGUGACGAAUAUCUGUAGUGAUUAUGGUUUGAUUGAUGAAUUGAUCUACUUCAGUAGUGAUGUUGUGACUGGCGAUGUCCCUCUGAAGGUUGGACAAGAAGUCACUGCCAUUGUGGGAAAAGAUAAAACAUAUGGAUUGAAAGCAAUCAAAGUGGAUGCACUCUGUGACAGUUGCCAUGGCAAUGGGCCCCGGGACUCCUAUGCCAGAGUUUCAUUUGGCUGUGUUUCCACUGUCGUGGAAGGCGCUAACUACAUUGAUCACACAACCUACUUCUCUCUAGAUGUCGUUUGUAAAGGUUUCGAGCCUUACCAGGGGGACCGAGUAGAAGUUGAAUUUUGCACCCCAUCGGACACACUGAACAGAAGGGCCCUGUCGGUGAAGCCUCGGAGACAUAAGCAUGUGCAUGAGGUCUGCAUUACUAGCCUCCAUGGAAGAAAUGGGGUGAUAGAUGAUAGCAUCUUUUUCACCUUGGAAUCUCUGAAGCUGCCUGCUGGAUACACACCUCAAGUAUCCGAUAUUGUUAACGCUGUCGUGGUGGAGAGCAUUCAGUCCUGCUACACUUGGAGAGCAAUUUCUAUGACUCCAGUGAAAAGGACGAUCCAUGAUCCAUCGAUAGGCACUUGGUGGAGGCUCCGUACCGAGGCCUCUCCAACCUCCAACGUCCCACCCCCACCUCCGUCCCACCGCCUCUGCCCCAUGAACACGGCCCUCAGCUGUUUUGCGGUCGGAGGUGCCACCGCGUGUGUUGCUGCCUGGGACCGGCCUCUGCCCAGGGUCAGGCGCCCCAGGGAGAUGAGCCGUAGGCGGUGCCAGCUGCUCUGGGGCUUCUCGAGUGCCACCCGCUGCUCCGGGUCGGGGAACUGUGCGCACAGUUGUGCGCCGACGCCGCCUGGCACCAAAAGGUCCAUGGCCACGGCCCUCCGCGCCGCGCUUCCCGUCGCUCAAGGUGGCGGCUGUGGGACUCAUCCCAAGCGGCCCGGCCUGUCGCGCCUCCCUUUGCUGCGAGCCGCGCCGCAGCGGGUGCGCGAAGCCGCCCCUCCCGCGACCCCGGAGGCCAAGUCAGAUGGCGGCGGCACAGGGGACAGGCCCGGGGAGGUGGCUGGAUGUGAAGGGCUGCAGCGGUUGCGCUUAACCACCGGCCGGAGGGACAGGGAGUAG
This is a messenger RNA of Enhydra lutris kenyoni (northern sea otter), 1284 nucleotides long. Its product is annotated as cancer/testis antigen 55. The record is from RefSeq and is a predicted model, not a curated record. The transcript has 6 exons. NCBI's taxonomy places the organism in Eukaryota, Metazoa, Chordata, Mammalia, Carnivora, Mustelidae. The coding region runs from base 1 to 1284 and encodes 427 amino acids.